AUGGAAGGAGAAAGCUUUCCUCUGCUUGAACUGCCAGAGGAACUGGUUCUUGAGGUCGUCAAGCAGAUGGAUAAGUGUUCACUUAGUCGUGUCGAUUGUACAUGCGAGAAGUUGCAUGGACUCUGUCAUCCUGAGUUGCUCAGGAUUGCAAAGGACAUUGGUCGGCCGGAACAGAGCUUCUAUGACAGAUUGGAUAUCAAGGUCUGGCCAGAUAAUGAUGUCAGGUCCGGAAUGACUCCACAAGAACAGAAGCUCGUGUUGGCUGAUCCCAACUUUACGCCUCCUCGCGAAUAUUUGUCCAACGCAGUGGAGAACGGAGCUUAUGAUUCCGUCAAGUUCUUCCUAAAGGCAGGUCUGUCUGUAGACACUUUCAACUUAGAAGGCUGUCCCAUACUCCACCUCUCCAUCCGCAGCGGCCACAUCGAUAUUACCAAAAUGUUACUAGAGAAGGGCGCCGACGUCAGUCUCACGAUGAAUGAGGGCUACACUCCUUUGGACAGUCUCUGUCACGCUCCUGCGGAAACUCGAGGGGAGCUGGCACGGGUUCUCCUUGAAACUGACAGUAAGGUUCGAUGGAUGGAAUUGUUGCUUUACACAGUUCUCGGCACGGAGUGUCCUGCUGACCUCCUUGAAAGGAUGCUCGAACGGGGCAUGUUGGAUCUUCACACCUGGAGGAAUCAGCAUUGCGGCGAAACGGUUUUGCAUAUCGCUGCAUCUACUGGAGGUGAUUGUAAGCCCGUUGGCACCAUUGAGGAUUACUAUGAGGUCGGGGGCAACACUGAGGCAGUAGUGUACAUUCUACGCCAUGCACCGGAACUUCUAAAUGAUUUUGGGUCUUCUGGUCAAAGGGCCCAUCAAAGGACGGCUUUGGGCUCAACGAUUAAUAUUAACCCCAUCAGUGCGACUUACUUAAUCCAAAGAGGGAUUACACUCGCCAGGAGAAAGGAUGCAGAGACUUCUCGAGACGACGUCAUUCAUCUAUUAAACAAGGCAGUGUUCCAUCGAUAUACAGACGUUGUCCAGGCCUUAUUGGCCCGACCUGAACUGGACGGUUAUGGUUCUGAAGAUUGGAACCUUGACGGAGGACUAGAACCUCUGACAAGCCUUUUCAGGCAGACCUCUUGCGGAAGGGAUGUCGAAAUAAUGGAGGUAUUGACCCAGGGACGCCGUUUUCACUAUGACCCUGUGUUCAUCAACAAAUGCAAAGAUUUAAUAUCCAAGAAGAAAGAGGAGGAGCGGAAGGAAUUUGAAGCAAUUUUGGAACUCUUGGAGAAAGCCAUGUCAUAG
Molecule: messenger RNA, 1287 nt
Organism: Aspergillus sclerotioniger CBS 115572
Lineage: Eukaryota; Fungi; Ascomycota; Eurotiomycetes; Eurotiales; Aspergillaceae
Product: ankyrin repeat domain-containing protein
Exons: 1
Coding region: 1-1287 (428 amino acids)
Molecular function (GO): protein binding
Source: RefSeq, a predicted model, not a curated record